This is a messenger RNA of Nematolebias whitei (Rio pearlfish), 3205 nucleotides long. It is a transcript of the gene rtn1a, whose product is annotated as reticulon 1a. Gene Ontology annotation, biological process: endoplasmic reticulum tubular network formation; neuron differentiation; brain development. NCBI's taxonomy places the organism in Eukaryota, Metazoa, Chordata, Actinopteri, Cyprinodontiformes, Rivulidae. Bases 218 to 2389 code for a protein of 723 amino acids. The record is from RefSeq and is a predicted model, not a curated record. The transcript is spliced from 9 exons. Gene Ontology annotation, cellular component: postsynaptic density; neuron projection.
CUAAAACAAUCAACCUCCCUCCUGCUUCCCGAACCGACCGCACACUCCGCCUCAGCCCGCGCGCGCGCUACAGACACCCAGGUUCGGCAGCUGACACAGAACCAGCCGGGAGACGCUUUGUUCGCACGCGCGCUCCUCACAACGCACGAAACAGAAAGAGAAGUCCGCAGGAGCAGCCGCGGCGAUUCUAGCUUCCGUCCGACAACCGGAAACAAGCAUGUCCGCUGAGGAGCUCGGCUCGGAGGGGAAGUGGUUCGGGGACGACUACGAGAGGAGCGGCCUGUUCGGCGGUCCGCCGACCCGGUUCGGUGAGGAAUUCAAGCCGAGAGGCGGCGAGGCGGCGGGCGACCUGGAUAAACACUUCCAUCCUUUCCAGGACGACGGGGAAAGGCCUCGCGUUGCUAUGGAAACUGCAUCUACAGAUGAUCCCAUGUCUGGCCUGUUUAGGAAGCCCGUGAAUGACGACGGUGAUGUUUACACGUCCCUGCUGUCCAAUCAGAGCUUCUCAACUGGCCGGGAAGCCUCUUACCUGUCGGACGACCUGAAGCCCUCCAACCACUCCUCUGCCCUGGAUCAUUUCUCAAGUGACACCUACGACUUCAACUCCAAAAGCAAGAUGUCUUCCAGCUUAUUGGAUGACCUGCCAAAACCUCUGCUGGGCUCAGACAAGACAGAAUCCUACAACUACAUGGACAUCAGCCAUGGAGAAGAGCCCCGUGACCAUCACCAGGGGGCUCCACCCAACAUUUUUGACAAAGGCCCAGCUGAUCACGAUUUACUGGGCAGCUACAUGGACAAGAGCCCUGGAAGAGAUGACGAGGAUGAAGAUGACGACGAGGAAGAAAAUCUUGGUCCAGCACUGGGCUCUCACUCUUUCCCCUAUGUGGAGGAUCCAUCUGACGAGGAGCUGACAGAUUACCGCUCCUAUCGGAACCUGGGUGGGACCCCGCAGACAGCCAGCCCGGUGAAGAUCACUCUGACCGAGUCCCAGCUUCCAGGUUAUAAGGCUGAGCUGCAGCAACAUCCUCCUCCAGUCUCCGAGCGGGAAAACGUCCUGAGCGUGGGUCAACAGGGGGUUCCCACAGUGACUCUGUCGGAGCCGGAGGACGACAGCCCCUCUUCCACUCCCAAUACUUCACCAACACGUAAAGGAUUUUCUUCUCAAGACAUGUUCAAGACCGAAGCAGGAAAACCUACAACUCCCCAAAACAACCAAGGCACGAAGCCUGGCAGUAAGGACCACGACGGCAGCAGCGCGGAGUCUGGAGACUCAGAGAUUGAGCUCGUGUCUGAAGAGCCUCCCAAGACCAGUAGCAACCCAUUUGCAGAGCCCCCUAAAAGCAAAGUCACUUUCAGCCAGGCUAACAACCCCUUUGACAAUCCUCCAGUUGCCAAGGGUGGUUUUGGCCUCACCGGCGGGCACGCUCCACCCACGGCCUACAGCAUUCUGAGGGAGGAGAGAGAGGCCGAGCUCGACAGUGAUCUCAUCAUCGAGUCUGCAUCUGAAGAAAGCCCCAAGAGAGAGCAGGGCCUCAAGCAGGGAGUCACCCCUCCCUCCCCUCUGGUUCCCACCACCAGUCCUCCCCGCAGUACCGCUGAAGCAGCCUCAGUCGAACCCCUGAUUGCUGAAAAGGUCAAGAACCCGGUGAAAACAGAGGAGGAUCGUUACAGCAAGCCAAAGCCCCCAACUGCUGCUGUGCCUCCAGAGGUGAGAUCAGAGAAAAAACAGCAGGAGGACAUGCACAAACCCACCACCGAGGGCAAAGGAGACACAGGAAAACCUGCUGUGUCGAUUCUCUUGGAGGGCUUCAGCAAACAAAAAGCGAUUGACCUCCUAUACUGGAGGAACGUGAAACAGUCAGGUGCCGUGUUCAGCAGUGUGCUCCUGCUCCUCUUCUCCCUGACCCAGUUCAGCGUGGUCAGUGUCGGAGCCUACUUAGCCCUGGCAGCCCUCUCUGCAACCAUCAGCUUCAGGAUCUACAAGUCUGUGCUGCAGGCCGUGCAGAAGACCGACGAGGGGCAUCCCUUCAAAGCUUACCUGGAGAUUGAAAUCGCCCUGUCUCAGGACCAGAUCUGUAAAUAUGCUGAUAAAAUCCUGCUGUACACCAACACCUGCAUGAAGGAGCUCCGCCGGCUGUUUCUUGUACAAGAUCUGAUCGACUCUUUGAAGUUUGCAGUUCUGAUGUGGCUGCUGACCUACGUGGGCGCUCUGUUUAAUGGCCUGACACUGCUCAUCCUAGCUGUGGUCUCCAUGUUCACCUUGCCUGUGGUCUACGAGAAGCAUCAGGCACAAAUUGAUCAAUAUGUGGGACUAAUACGAACCCAGGUCAACUCCGUGGUGGGGAAGAUCCAGGCAAAGAUCCCCGGUGCCAAGAGGAAGGAAGAGUGAAUCUGUCCUUGUCACUGCAAAGCUGAUGGUCCAGUCCAGCUAAGAGUCAGGCUCACUGCUGGGGGGGCCUGAUUGCAUCUGUGGGGCGUAGUGCUGUGUCAUCUUGGUGUUCUCUAAAAGCAUCCACUGGAGAAGCCUUCACCCUGUCUAUAGCAGUCCAAACACUAACUCACUGUCACACGUAUGUGCAUAAUCCUGCUUCUAGGUAGACGAGUACACUCAAAUCAAAAUGAAAAAAAGAAAAUGACUUUUUUGUGUUGCUUAUUAUGAAGUGCAUGAAGUCAAGCCUUGGGUAAAUAUUUGAUAUCUUUUGUGCAGUUUUUAAAUCACACUUUUAUUUUUAUUUUUUGCUUUUGCAGUGCUUGCCACAAAUUGUGUGGUUUAGCAUAAAAAGGCUGAAUGUCCACAAACGUACUCUGCUGCCAGUGUUAAAUACUGCUUCACGUUUCUCAGUAACAGGGGCUUCUCUCAUGUCAAUAUAUAUAUAAAUAACAAAAAAAAAAAGAUUUCCUUUUGGUGUUUCCAAGCACAAAAUAACUUAAGAUAUGCGUCUUAAAUGUGGUAACUGUAGGGUUUUUGCUUUUGUAUAACUAUAAGGAACAAUACACAUGCUCACGUUUAGGUACUGUUGUACAACUACUAUGAAGACAAGGAGUAUCUGGUGAUAUUUAGCUUGUUUGAAUAACUGUCCAACUUUGUACUAUGUCAAACUAUACUCUGUAGUUCUUUAGACCCUGGACUCUAACUAUUUGCACUUACGGUAUGUAUUUAACUACAAGAAUAAGAAAAAUAAAUGUUCCUUGAUGUAACAUCUCA